This is a messenger RNA of Drosophila mauritiana, 1288 nucleotides long. RefSeq lists its product as uncharacterized. NCBI's taxonomy places the organism in Eukaryota, Metazoa, Arthropoda, Insecta, Diptera, Drosophilidae. The record is from RefSeq and is a predicted model, not a curated record. Bases 468 to 1061 code for a protein of 197 amino acids. The transcript is spliced from 3 exons.
UUCUUUCAAAUGAGUUAUGUGCUAUUUACGAGUGUUUGGACCAUUUUGUUUGACAAGUAACACUGUUUAUCGAAUCCAAGGCAGCAGGAAUGCAUUUUGAUAAAUUUAAAAUAAAUAAAACAAACAAGCAGGGCGAUAUAGCCGACUUUACACUUUCAUUUCAUAUGCAAAUGGGGUACGGAUGUCCCGCGUUGAUUAUUUCGCAUUAUUUUGUACAAAUUGCACAAUUACAAUUAAAUUAUACGGCCUGGCGUAAAAUGGCUGAUUAAUGUCAGUAAACCACACCCCCUCCACACCCGAAGUUCCCCCUUUGGAUCCACAAAAAACCAAUAAUGCCAAAUGAGAGCGAACGAACAGAACGAACAGAUGUGCGGCGAUAUUCAAUUUAUAUGUUUCCUAUACAAAAUAAUAACAAUAAUUAUUCUUAAUAAUUACUGCACUGCUGGGGCCGCAAUGUGUGCCUUUCGAUGGCCAUCGUUAGUAUGAUGACUGACGCCUUUCUGAGGGGAUUACUAAUAGUAUGCUGUCUGGUUGUGCCGACUCUAUGGCAGCCAUCGCUGGCAACCCGCGAUUUCGAGAUACGUUGGAGGGACAUCAACUGCUCGGUCAUUGACCCCACUACGGCGGAGAUCUUUAAGUGCGACAUCGUGGAAAUGCCAAAGAAGCAGGGCAAUUUCCUGAACACCUUCCUCCUGCUGCGCCGAGCCGUCACGAAAAUGUGGGUGGAGCUGAGUGUGGGCCAGAUCGCCAACCGAAAGGAUCGUCUGCUUCAGCAGCUCUUGAAGACUCGAGUGGAUGGCUGCCACCUGAUUGAGUUUCGCAGCAAGAACCGCAUCCUGAAUGCCGUGCUCCACAAACUCUUGCAAUCGGGAAACUAUCCAGAUGCCUGUCCCCUACUGGCGAAUGUCAACUAUACGUCCACGCGAUUUGCACUCAAUCCGGAUCAUUUUCCGGCCUACAUGCCGGACAUGAAGUUCAACACGAAAUUGGUCUUCCAGCUGAGCAGGAAUAUGGGUCUGAUCCGGGCCAGUGUGGAUGCCGAGGUGAUGAGACGAUCGUAAGGAGAAAAUAUUUCAAUAAAGCACGAAAAAAAAAAUGUAUAUAUAAGGAAAAUCACAUAAACCGGCGGCAAAUACCUAUGUACAUCGAUAUAUACUCGUACUUGUGCGUUUCCAUGACUAACUCGAAUGACUAAUAGCUUUGGCAUGGGAUUCAUUCGUCGGCACACAUUCAGAUUAGACUCCUAUCUGGGCCACUUGGCUUUGGUUUAAAGGUGAAAUAGUUAUGA